GGUCAAAACUGGGCUUCCUGUGGACUAUUUCCAGUCUUUUGACGUGCAUCAAAAUGGUGGACCGAAAGUCGAACUGUUUUCUUUUUGUUGUUUCUUUCUUGAACCUUUUUGAAAGUGUCCACAAUGUAAACUGAAGAGGCUUAUGUUUAUUGGUGGUGUAUUUUUAUGCAAUUUUCUCGUAUUUAUUCGUGGAUAAAAUGUUCCUGGUUUCAUGUGAUUUCGUCGUGUCUUCUUCAUGGCGACAAAGGGGCGAAAGUUAGUUGAAAGUUUACACAACAUGGACGACAAAGAAAGUUUAGCUGAAAGGCUCGAUAAUGAACUGGAAGCUCUUCAAGCAAUUUACAUGGACGAUUUUAAAGACAUUCGACAAAAGCCUGACGAUCUGCCAAUGAUAGCACUUAAGCUAACACCAUUGCAAAGUAUGCGUGAGCAAGAUGUCCAUGUCAAAGUUGAUCUUGUUGUACAAUAUACACCAGACUAUCCCAAUCAGAGCCCUAAAAUCUUUUUACAAAAUGCAGUUGGUCUCUCUAAAACCAACCUUCAGGACCUUCAAGUAAAGUUAGAAUGUGAAGCUGCUGAGCUGGUUGGUGAGGUGAUGACCCACCACUUGGCUCAUUUGGUGCAGUCAUUUCUUCAUUCCCACAACAAACCUCGUUUGUCUUUCUAUGACGAAAUGAUGACCAAUAAAAAGAAAGAAGAGGAGCGAGAAAAAGCAAAACAGCUGCAAAAGCUUCAAGAACAGCAAGAAGCUAAUAAACUGAUAAGCGAGGAAGAGGAGAGACAGAUUGAGGAAGAACUGACAAGGAGAGAAGAAAUGAUGAAAGAAAACAGAAAAAAGAGGACCAGUUUCCUGGGAAGUCUUGACAAAGAGGAUACUGUGCAAAACCAGAAGAACAAAGAUGUUGAAAUGAGUCCUAGUAAAGAUACUGCAAGCCAUCUCAGAAGAUCAGUGAACCAAAGUAAAACAGAAGGCUUAGAUUCAGCCAAGAACUUAUGGAGGGGUAGGAGAAAUAGUUCAGAGAGCAGUUCUGAGAGCAAUACAUACAUGGGUAGUAGAACAAUAACAUUUGUUAAUAAAGGAGAACAUACAGUUCACUGUGGCAGAUGUCUUGGCUCUGAGUCCAAUGGCUGCAUGGUGUAUUGUGGUCUGGAUAUUACAACUGGUGAGUUUGUAACUAUGAAAGAAUGGAAGCUAUUUGGUUCUUCAUUGGUGUCUAAGACUGGAAAAACUCUACAAUGGGCAGAUGGUGUUGUCCAGGAUAUGCCUGGAAAACUUUUAAAGCAGGUCACUAGUGUUGAACAAGAAAUCACGACACUGAUCUCCAAAAUUAGUCAUCCUAAUCUCGUUCAACUCCUUGCUGUUAAAGUUACAAGUGUUGAGUCUUCUGUGACAGUACAAAUCCUGGAAGAAUACGUGGGUGGAGGCAACCUUGAAGGUCAGUUAAAACCCAAUGGGAUCCCUGUGGAUAUGUUAAAGCUAUAUACUGCUCAAAUACUGGAAGCUCUUAGAUAUCUUCAUGGGAAGUCAGUGGUGCAUAAAGAUCUUAAGCUGUCUAACUGUUGGCUUGACUCUAGUGGCAAUAUCAAGUUAUCUGGUUACAGUGUAGAAAAACGACUUGCUGACCUUCAUGUGGAUUUUGGAGUGGAUAAAAGUCUUGGCUCACAGAACGUCUUGUCAACUCGAUCGGGAAAAAAAGGAGAUAUUUACGAUGUGGGAUUGAUAGUACUGUCAUUGUACAAAGGUGAGCUGGUAACAGCUGCAGAGGCCGAAAUACCUCGUUCAGCUCCAGACGAUCUUAAGGAUUUUGUAUGCAAUUGUCUAAGCUCAAAUGAAAAAGAGCGACUCUCAGCUUAUCAACUUCUUCGUUAUCCCUUCGUCGUACCAUACCAAGACUAUGACAAUUUAGACUCCAAUGAAAAGGAGACGUCAGGAGCUAGUGUCCCGGAUGCUAGUGAGCCUCAGGCCCCCAUACCGGAGUUUACCUUCUUUUCUGGUGUCCCAGGAAAAUCCCGCAUAAAAACAGAGUUUGAACAGCUCGAGUUUCUUGGUAAAGGAGGUUUUGGAAAUGUCAUCAAGGUACGAAAUAAGCUGGAUGGUGGUUUGUACGCUAUUAAGCGAAUCCCAUGGAAUCCCAAAAACACCAAUCUCAAUCGUAAAAUCGCCAGAGAAGUCCAACUUAUCUCGAGGCUCAAUCACGAAAAUGUUGUCAGGUAUUACAAUUCAUGGCUUGAAGUAGCUGACGAGAACGAUGUUCCCUCUUCUGAAACUGACGAAAGUUUAAGUGACCAAGUCAAAAAAGAGCCACCAAUUACUGACACGCAAAACAGCGAGGAUUUGCUGCUGAAAAUGAAUAAGUUUGAAGCACCAAGUGCAGUUGACAAUGACCAGGACGAGUCUUGGUGUAGUGACCACGAUGGGGAAAGUGACUCAGACUCGGACUCAGAUUCCUCUAAAGGUGAAAGCUACAGUCACCCCGGACAAAAGAGCCCUCCAAGAGGUUCUUUCUUCAGCAGUAAGUCAGGUGGUUCCUCUGAAGGCAUUGUUUUUGGCGAAUCACUGUUACAGUAUGGAGACCUCUUGGAUUCAGACACUGAAGACUCGGACGACGGCCAAGACUGGCAGGUUGGUACUAGUACUGAGAGCACAGAUGACGUAAGCUGGCAUCACUUGUACAUCCAGAUGGAAUACUGCGAGAAGAGAACGUUACGUUAUCUGAUCGACGAAGGACUUUACCAAGACAAAGACAAAGUGUGGAGAUUACUGAGGGAGAUCGUUGAAGGGCUUGCUCACAUACACUCACAGGGCAUCAUCCACCGUGACCUCAAGCCUGUUAAUCUCUUUCUUGAUGCUCAUGGCCACAUCAAAAUAGGAGACUUUGGCUUGGCAACUACACAUGGCAUAACACGAGGCGAACCUGAUCCUCACACUGAACCCUCGGCAUCUGAUAUAGGAGAAAGCUCAACUACAGCAGAAGGCAUGACGGGUAAAGUUGGGACGGCGUUGUACGUAGCGCCAGAGCUAGCUCAAGGAAGUACUAGACUCAAAUAUAGUCAGAAAGUGGACCUUUACAGCUUAGGGAUCAUCUUUUUUGAGAUGUGUUAUCGACCACUACCUACAGGAAUGGAGCGAGUCAAGACUGUGGGAAAUAUAAGAACGAGUAAAAUCAAGUUUCCUGAUGACUUUGAUAAAAAGCGCAUGUCCAAAGAGACAACUGUAUUGUGUUGGCUUCUUAAGCACGAUCCUGAGGAACGACCAACGUCUCAAGAACUCCUACAAAGCCACUUUAUUCCACCCAAGUUGGAAGACCAUCAACUUGACGAGGUCUUGAAGCACACGCUUUCGUCGACGAACUCGACUCGUUACAGGCGACUUAUGGAUGCUAUGUUUUCACAGCACGUGACCCCAGUGUUUGACGUCACGUAUGACAUAGAAAUCUUCAAAGCCGUGUCCGGGGCGAAAGCGGUCCUUGCGCAACAGCACGUUCAUGAGAUCCUUAAAAGAAUCUUCACUGGACACGGCGCUUUACGUAUACGUACGCCUUUACUAUUGCCACGAACGCACAUUACGGACAGGUUUGAAUCAGCUGUAUCGGUCGUGGAAUACAGUGGUGGACUCGUUACGCUUCCGUACGAUUUACGUUUACCAUUUGCACGUUACAUAGCUCGUAGUGGUGUGACGUACGUCAAACGUUUUGAUAUCGGCUGUGUGUAUAGAGAUAGAAAGAUCUUAGGCGCACAUCCUAAAGAACUUUAUGAAUGUGCCUUUGACAUUGUCUCUCCAACGUCAGAAGGAAACGUACCUGACGCUGAGGUGCUACUGACAGUUGCGGAAAUCAUACAUGAAUUCCCUGAGCUUGACAAUCGUAAGUACUUUAUCCGCAUGAAUCACGCGCGCCUACUGAAGGCGGUCUUCACUACGUACGGUAUACCUGAAAAUCGCCUUCAAGACGUGUUCACUAUUUUACGGGAAUCGCAGACAGAAAGACGAAGGAACGAACAUCUUAAUGAACUGUUUGAAAAUCUUAUGAUGUCUGAACACUCCAUUGCUGCUUUGUAUGGGUUUCUGUACUGUGAAGGGACUGUUGAUAAAGUCCGUGAACAAGUCAUCGGUGUUCUUAAACGACGCACGCAAGCGAGCCUGGAAGCAAAGCAGGCGCUCCAAGAACUCCAAUCUGUCAUCUCUCAUUGUGCUACAUUUGAUGUCAAACUCCCCAUUGUUGUCAAGACGACGUUUGUUUACGACAUUGAUCAGUUUUCUGGCAUUUUCUUCCAAGUGGUUGCCAGCGAUAACCGUAAGACGAAGCGUGGUUUCGGGGAUAUCUUGGCCGCUGGAGGGCGUUACGACAAACUUAUUGCACACUUUGUACAUGGAACGCAGGCUCAACAUUGUCCUGGUGCUGUUGGUGUCAGCAUUGCUGUCGAAAAGAUCGUGUCAGCUGUGUACAAUGACGAUUCCCUCAACUUACCAUGCGCAUGCGAUGUUUUGGUCUGUUCAACGAGUCAGACGUCACUAUUAACUGAGCGCAUGAGUAUUGUACGUGAGCUGUGGUCAGCGGGCAUUCCAGCUACAUUGAUGUAUGAUUCACCGGCAAAGUUCACCCUGGAGGAUAUGCAGGACUACUGCAGAGAGACAGGAAUACCACACUUGGUGUUUUUAAAAGAACAGGAUCCUGGUGUUGUCAGGGUCGUUUCUACCGAAAAAGACAAAGUUACCAAAUCUGUUGUAGCAUCAAUUGACUUAUUGGACUACCUUCAAGUGAGAAUUAACAGUCGAACAGAAACAACUGACGUGACUACAUCAAGUUCAAAACCCAGUAGCUCAACAACUUCAUCAUCAGAACCUUCUAGACCUGACUUACAAGUCUCGUUUCAAACACGAGACAAGCUUCAAUGGAAUAUUAAAAAGCGCUACGAGAGUCAAAUGCUGGCUAAAAUAGGACCAGUUGUACAGCAAGUACGUCAGCACAUUGGAUCAAAAUCUGGUGUCGAGGUUAUAGGGGUUGAUUUGCCAGGAAAUAUACUGAAAAGCAUGGCCGCUUUGCUAGAUCUGGGUGAUAAUGAAGAGGUAUACGAUCGAAGUGUAGCACUAAUCACCAGCAAGUAUUCACGUUACGCAAAGGCAAUCACCCGUCUUAGUAAGGAACUACGAGAACUCAAGAUCGUCAAGAAACUACCGCUAAUUUUCGUUUUUAGUGUUAUAGAUGAAGUAUACAGGAUAUUUUUAUGAGACGGCAAACAUAAUAUAAUGAAAUUAUUUGUUUGAUUCACCGUAAACUAUUAGCAUUUUUUCUUGAGACACGGUGGACCCGAAACGAGCUUCCGCUCAACUGGUGGGCCUAAUUGAAUACCACUUGUUUAGCUUGAUUUUGUUCAGGGAAACUAUAUAGUUUUAUAUUUAUAGACAAGAUACAAAAACAAAAAAAACUAAAAAACAAAAAUAGGUGAAUUAACAAGUAAACAAGAAUAUAAAUUAUAGUAAUAAAUGUUUCAAAAACACAA
Exaiptasia diaphana is the source of this 5499-nucleotide messenger RNA. RefSeq names its product eIF-2-alpha kinase GCN2. Gene Ontology annotation, cellular component: cytosol. The transcript is spliced from 21 exons. Lineage: Eukaryota; Metazoa; Cnidaria; Anthozoa; Actiniaria; Aiptasiidae. Gene Ontology annotation, molecular function: eukaryotic translation initiation factor 2alpha kinase activity; ATP binding; protein binding. The record is from RefSeq and is a predicted model, not a curated record. Gene Ontology annotation, biological process: regulation of translational initiation by eIF2 alpha phosphorylation; DNA damage checkpoint signaling. The coding region runs from base 236 to 5227 and encodes 1663 amino acids.